Molecule: messenger RNA, 600 nt
Organism: Scedosporium apiospermum
Lineage: Eukaryota; Fungi; Ascomycota; Sordariomycetes; Microascales; Microascaceae
Exons: 2
Coding region: 1-600 (199 amino acids)
Source: RefSeq, a predicted model, not a curated record
AUGUUCAAGUCUGCCCCGAGCCUCUGCUCCCGGGAUAAUAUAACCGUCACGGUGGAUAUCGCUUCACUCCUCGAGGGUUCCGACUCAAAGGAGUCCCCGGCGUCUCCUACAACGAAGCUCCAAUCUCCGCGCCCAGCCUCGACGCCGUUCGAGCAACCGCCCACCACGGCUGUCACGGUUGUUCCUCCGGUCGCUGCGGCGACGUAUGCUACUCCUCCACCUCCACCUCCACCUUCUCACCAAGCCAUAGCAGCUCACCCGUACCCACCACCGCCUCCGCCUGCCCCACUUGCGGCGAGGGCUAAACCUUCUACCGGUUCGCUUCCUCCGCUCAGUACUACGACGGCGAUGGCGGCGAAGCGCAGCCUCGGGCCGCACUCAGCCGAAUCUCCAGCGAAAAAGCAGAGCAAGUGGUCUGCGGAAGAGGACGCUCUCAUUAUCGAACUUCGUGGGAGUGGAAUGAAAUGGGAGGACAUCUCCAAGCGCCUCCCCGGUCGGAGCGCUAUUAGUUGCCGACUACACUACCAGAACUACCUCGAGAGGCGAAGUGAGUGGGACGAAGAACGAAAGAACAAACUUGCUAGGUUAUACGAAAGGUAA